CAGGAUCGCAAUCAGCAUCGACUAAUCACGACAUAUCCGUGUCGACUUGCAUACGCGAAGGCUUAGCCACAUAGUACUGCUCCUCCACGCUCCUGCAGCCGACUCGACUCGACACUCCCGCUUUCGCCGCCGCACUCCCUUGCACGCAAAUCUCGGAGCGCUCACCGCUGCGGUGAGGGUGAGGGCGGCGUGAGCAUCGUAGAGAGCGCGACCAGCAAUCGCAAAGGUGGCCUACUCAUCGCCCGCCAGUGGAGCUGAGGCUGCCUCCACCGCCGCCGGCUCGAACCACCGUCGUCGGCCCUCUCGCGGCGGCAGCAAUCUCCAUACUGCGAGCCAUCUCAAUGCCCAUGCCCAACCCCAGGCCCAUGUUCCGGUAACUGCAGUAAACAGUGGAGUCACUGGAACCUCUGCCUCAACCAGGCUGACGGCUGGGAGUGGAGCUCCCUUUGGCCUGCGAGCAUCGACGUCGCCCACGCGUCACGCCUCGCUCACGCUGGGCACCACAUCUUUCGACGAGGACGACGAGCGCGACCAGCACCGCCAGCACAUGUCGCUCGACCGCAGCCCGUCUCCGAGGCGCGACGGCGGCUGGUCGUCGCCAGGCUUGACCACUCCUGAUGGCGAAAUCAACGGCAAACGCCUACGUGGAGCCUCGCCAAGUGCGAGCAGCGGCAUGAAUGGCGGCCACGAUGUCACAUGGGCCAGCGCAAAGCAGCGCUCCGCGAGAAUCAGCGGGUACCCAAGCUAUCAAAGCACAAAUCAAGGCUUCUUUGGGAGGUUCAAACGGAAACUGAGCAUGAGCUUACCAUAUGCAUACGGCGGACAGGAUGGUAGAUUUGCAGAGAAAGAGAAGCUGGGCCGCGGACGAUUACCGGUUCAGAAGAUGCAGUGGACUGAACUGCUCGCUGAGAUGGUCAGGAGGAUGGGGUUGAUACUGUCACGGAAACGAAAGUGGUACGCGCUGGUGAUAUUGAUUCUGACAUUCGCGUUAUUUUUCUUCAAAAACUCACUCGUAUAUCAGUACCGACGAACAUCAUGGCUGGGUGGUGGCGCGAAAUUCGUCAUCAUUCUAGGCGCGAAUCAAGGCGGAGGCGUGAUGGAGUGGAAAGGUGCAAGAGAAUGGGCGAUAGAAAGAGACAGUGUGAAAAACAAGAAGAAGUACGCAGCGCAAUGGGGCUACAAUCUCCACAUUGUGGACAUGAGCACCAAGAAACGGUAUGCACACGAAUGGCGAGAGAGUUGGGAGAAAGUGGACAUCAUUCGGAAUGCCAUGAAGAAGUUUCCGGAUGCCGAAUGGUUUUGGUGGCUGGACCUCAACACCUUCAUAAUGGAACCUAACUAUUCUCUCCAGUCGCAUAUCUUCAACGACCUCAACAAAAACACGUACCGGGACAUCAACGUGUACAAUCCUUUGAAGAUCAAACAUCCGCCGAAUGGGACAUCGGAUAACCCAAAUGCUCCGCAGUUUGUUAACUACUUGGACGCGGAAAGUCUGUCGCCCGUUGGAGAUGGCAAGCCAGAGAGCAUCAACUUGAUCGUACCGCAAGAUUGCGGUGGUUUCAACUUGGGCUCGUUCUUCGUCAAAAGAAGUCACUGGACUGACAGAAUAUUGGACAUAUGGUGGGAUCCGGUGUUUUAUGAGCAGAGGCAUAUGGAAUGGGAACACAAAGAACAGGAUGCGCUGGAGUACAUCUACACCAAUCAGCCGUGGAUUCGACCUCACGUUGCCUUCGUACCGCAGCGAAAGGUCAACGCUUUUCCAAAUGGCGCUUGUGGCGAUGAUCGAGGUAUACACUACCAGAAAGAAGAGCGCGAUUUCUUGGUCAACAUGGCAGGAUGCGAGUGGGGUAGAGACUGCUGGGGAGAGAUGUACAAUUUCCGGCAAUUGAGCAACAGGCUCAAUCGAAAUCCAUGGGAGAAGUUCAAAGACUUCAUCAGCGAGUCAUGGAACGAAAGGAAGAAGAAAGAGAAGUCGAAACGAAAUCAAGCGGGUAUGGAGCAACAGCAGAAAGGGAAGCAAGAGGCGGAGAAAAAGAAGCAAUGAGCCUGGAAUUGAGCAGAGCUGGGAGUCAAACCGCCAGCCCACUUAUGAAAUCGACUGGACUUGCUUCUAGCUUCCGACGCCCGCGAUCUAUUGAUUCUGAUGAACACUACUUCUGGAUACGUUCAAGCGAGUUUUGCAUACCAUGACAAUGCAGCACAUACUGCACUUCAAUGCACGCAGAAGAGGACAUGCCAUUUGGCAUUCUGCAUGGCGUUUUCGAGGCGUUCCGGACGCCGCCUUGGCUUGGGCUUGAUGUGCAACAUUUUCCGUGACGGCAUUUUCCAAGCAAGCCAUCUGAGCGACUUUUCACUUCAGGCAGCGAUGGGCCCCGAUGGUGGCUGGAAAAGGUGUUGGCUUGUAUGGACGGGUCAUCAAAGGCGAGAUAGCGGUACGACCUGGGUGAGACAGCUCGGUAAACGAUGUGACGUCUGCUGGUCCAUCAAUCAUCCACUCGGUAGAGAUAUAGACUUCAUGUGAUACCAGAAACUUGUAUGUUGCUACUGACAGACCUUCCCUGGAUGUGUUGAGGCCAUACUUGGCCCAUAUGUACAACACUGAAUAUCAAAGCGUGACCGCUGGUCUCGCGAUACUUCCAUUAUUAAGAACCCUGAUCCUGUGUCCACGCAGAAUCAUGCGAGCCACGCCUAUCGUUAUGCGUGAGACAAUAAAUGCCAUGAAUAUAAGGCUGCGCUCGUCAAUCCCGACUAUUUGACCGCCGAAUCAUUGAGGAUUAGUCGCGGCACCUUUCUAUGCCUGUCGUUUCCAUCCGCUUCUGCGCCAUCUAUCUCGCUGUAAUGCUCCCGAGUACUGAUACCCCCGAUAUGAUCCAUUCCAGUAAUGCCUGGCACAAACCCACCAACGCCUCGUUGCAUGUCCUUAAGCAGGCGAUCCUCGGCUUCGCGGUUUCGGUUCCUUUGGUCUGGGUUCGGCUGCCCGGCCGCGUCUUCUCUGCCUGUACUCCUUGCCUCAUUCUCUUGAGCAGUCGGCGUUCGUCGUUGACGCAGCUCAUCCCAACAUUCUUGCAGCUCAAGCUCGACGGUCAUCCGAAUCCUUAGAGCGCAGAUCGAAGGCCAUACGGCUCGUUCGCCUUUCAGUAGCCAUGUAUCGAUUAGGUCCUGCUUGGGAUUCUGGAGCAACCGAGGCCAAUCUCUGAAUGUUAUCUCAGGCACCAAUGUAAUAUUGUUUCCAGUGCCAAUUGUUUCGUCGCUGAGAAUCCGAUGUAAUCUCUCUGGGAGGACAUUGAGGAAGUCCAGUGAGACAAGCAAUGCACGUAUCCACAGUCCAACCACAUGGGG
Pseudocercospora fijiensis CIRAD86 is the source of this 3339-nucleotide messenger RNA. Its product is annotated as glycosyltransferase family 34 protein. Lineage: Eukaryota; Fungi; Ascomycota; Dothideomycetes; Mycosphaerellales; Mycosphaerellaceae. The coding region runs from base 548 to 2044 and encodes 498 amino acids. Gene Ontology annotation, cellular component: Golgi membrane. Gene Ontology annotation, molecular function: glycosyltransferase activity. Gene Ontology annotation, biological process: protein N-linked glycosylation. The record is from RefSeq and is a predicted model, not a curated record. The transcript has 4 exons.